GGAGCAUCAUGGCACAGCAGGUCAGCAGCUCGCCCUUCCUCAAGCCCUUCUUCCUGAAGACGCCGGUCAGGGUGGUCAGUCCUCUGCAGCAGAGGAGACACACACUCCCCGCCAGCGAGUUCAGGAAUCUCACGCCGCAAGACGCCAUCAGUGUGUUCGAGAUUGAGAGAGAAGCAUUUGUCUCGGUGUCUGGAGAGUGUCCUCUCACCCUGGACGAGGUGCUUAAUUUCCUGGGUCAGUGCCCCGAGCUGUCGCUGGGCUGGUUUGAGGAGGGCCAGCUGGUGGCGUUCAUCAUCGGCUCCGGCUGGGACAAAGACAGACUCUCCCAGGAGGCCAUGACGCAGCACGUGCCCGGCGCCAACGCCGUGCACAUCCACGUCCUGUCGGUGCACCGCCACUGCCGCCAGCAAGGCAAGGGCUCCAUCCUCCUGUGGCGCUACCUGCAGUACCUGCGCUGCGUGCCGGGCCUGCGCCGGGCCCUGCUGAUCUGCGAGGACUUCCUGCUGCCCUUCUACCUCAAGGCCGGCUUCAAGCAGAAGGGCCCGUCCGCCAUCUCGGUGUCCAACAUGCAGUUCCAGGAGAUGGAGUGCACGCUCAGCGGGCAGGCGUACGCACGGCGGAACAGCGGCUGCUAG
This is a messenger RNA of Salarias fasciatus (jewelled blenny), 635 nucleotides long. It is a transcript of the gene aanat2, whose product is annotated as arylalkylamine N-acetyltransferase 2. Lineage: Eukaryota; Metazoa; Chordata; Actinopteri; Blenniiformes; Blenniidae. Gene Ontology annotation, cellular component: cytoplasm. Gene Ontology annotation, biological process: response to light stimulus; circadian rhythm. The record is from RefSeq and is a predicted model, not a curated record. Gene Ontology annotation, molecular function: aralkylamine N-acetyltransferase activity. The transcript is spliced from 3 exons. The coding region runs from base 9 to 635 and encodes 208 amino acids.